UGUAAUCGCCGGGAUCGGCGCAUGCGCAGAGGCGCAGGAGUGGGGAGCAGAAUUACAUGGGAUGCAGAGCCGGCCUUCCCUGAGCCCGAUCCCGGGAAAGCGCACUAAUGCAGCCCGGGGAUUGCAGGCCGCAGCCCAGCAUGGCCGGGAACUGCAGCAGCUUCAACUCGCCCGGCACAGGGGAGAUCAUCCAGCUGAAUGUGGGGGGCACCAGAUUUAGUACAUCAAGACAAACACUCAUGUGGAUCCCAGACUCCUUUUUUUCCAGUCUGCUGAGUGGGAGAAUCUCAACACUACGUGAUGAAACUGGAGCUAUAUUUAUUGAUCGAGAUCCAACUGCUUUUGCACCUAUUUUGAAUUUUCUUCGUACAAAGGAACUUGACUUAAGAGGAGUGAGCCUUAAUGUUCUGCGCCACGAAGCUGAGUUCUAUGGAAUCACCCCUCUGGUAAGAAGAUUGUUGUUAUGUGAAGAACUGGAACGCUCAUCUUGUGGCUGUGUCUUAUUUCAUGGCUAUUUACCUCCCCCAGCUAUUCCCAGCCGCAAGCUGAUAUGUGAAGCUUCAUCCUCUGCGGAGAGUAAAGCCAGCCAGAGACCGUGUGAAGGAGCGGCUCAGAGCGGCACCCUGCAGCCUACACUCUGCGCUAUAGAGGGCAUAGCCAAACUCGGAAUCCCUGUGGAUCCACGGAAAGUACUCAUUGUAGCAGGCCAUCACAACUGGAUUGUUGCUGCCUAUGCUCAUUUUGUGGUUUGCUACAGGAUAAAGGAAUCCUCUGGCUGGCAACAAGUCUUCUCAAGCCCCUAUCUAGACUGGACCAUCGAAAGGGUGGCCCUUAAUGCAAAGGUAGUCGGAGGGCCACAUGGAGAUAAAGACAAGAUGGUGGCGGUUGCAUCAGAAAGUAGCAUAAUUCUUUGGAGCAUACAGGACGGAACCAGUGGCAGUGAAAUAGGUGUGUUCAGUCUUGGUGUACCAGUGGAUGCGUUGUUCUUCAUCGGUAACCAGCUGGUCGCUACAAGCCACACGGGGAAAGUCGGAGUGUGGAAUGCCGUCACUCAGCACUGGCAGGUACAGGACGUUGUUCCUAUCACCAGCUAUGACACAGCCGGCUCCUUUCUGCUUUUGGGGUGCAACAAUGGAUCCAUUUAUUAUAUAGAUAUGCAGAAGUUUCCACUGCGCAUGAAAGAUAAUGAUCUGCUAGUGACGGAAUUGUAUCAUGAUCCCUCCAAUGAUGCCAUCACUGCUCUGAGUGUCUACCUCACACCCAAAACCAGUGUCAGUGGAAACUGGAUUGAAAUUGCUUACGGCACAAGCUCGGGAGCAGUGAGGGUGAUUGUGCAACAUCCGGAGACGGUGGGCUCUGGGCCUCAGCUCUUCCAAACGUUUACAGUACACCGAAGCCCAGUGACCAAGAUCAUGCUGUCAGAGAAACAUCUCGUAUCAGUUUGUGCUGAUAAUAAUCAUGUCCGCACCUGGACUGUAACUCGCUUUAGAGGGAUGAUCUCCACUCAGCCAGGAUCAACCCCACUCGCCUCCUUUAAAAUCCUGUCCCUGGAAGAAACGGAGAGCCACGGGAGCUACUCUUCAGGCAAUGACAUAGGACCUUUUGGAGAAAGAGACGAUCAACAGGUGUUUAUCCAGAAGGUGGUUCCCAUCACUAACAAGUUGUUUGUGAGGCUUUCUUCAACUGGAAAAAGAAUCUGUGAAAUCCAGGCCGUAGACUGCACUACCAUCACAUGCUUUACUGUACGGGAAUGUGAAGGAUCUAGUCGUAUGGGCUCCAGGCCUCGGCGCUACCUCUUCACUGGACAUUCCAAUGGCAGCAUUCAAAUGUGGGACCUGACCACCGCCAUGGACAUGGUUUUAAAGAUAGAGGACAAAGAUGCUGGUGGCCCGACAGAAGAAGAGCUGUUAAAGUUAUUGGAUCAGUGUGACCUUAGUGCUUCACGAUGUGCUACGCCAAACAUCAGCCCAGCCACUUCUGUGGUUCACCAAAGUCGCCUGCGUGAUUCCAGUUCCAGUUUACAACUCCACCAUGAAACGAUACACGAAGCUGCCACGUAUGGCUCGGUGAGGCCUUACCGUGAGAGUCCCCUCUUAGCACGGGCCCGACGCACAGAGAGCUUCCACAGUUAUCGAGAUUUUCAGUCAUUCAGUUUCAACAAAAACAAUUCCGAAAAAUUUAGCCUGGAAAUUGGGAGUAUGGUGGUGAAGAACGACCCAAAACCAAAUGACAACGAAAGCUGCUCUACUGACGAAACGCCCAUAAUUGCUUUGAAAGGAAGUCAGGGUGCCGAGGCUGUUCCUGAUUCCUGCUGCUUGUCUGAUAAUGCUGAUGUCGGGAAGAGGAUCAUAGAGGAGGAAAACGAGGCCAAGCCAGAGACAAAGAGGAGAAGUGGCUUUGAAGGAGCCUUUCUUGGCAGACGUAAAGUAUCACAAGUACCUCAUUUAAGCUCCUCGCCUGGGGAUGGUGGAAGUGAAUCUUCUGGUACUGCGUCACCGUCGCCUACAAAGUCCACCACUUCACCGCGGCGCAAAAAAAGCGAUUCCUCCUGCCAGGACUAUGCAUUGUGAAAUUAAUAGCUGGGAGGGAGUUUUCACUGCCCAAGCAUGAAUACAGAACAAGCAUACUGGGGCUUAUUUAUUAACACUACAGCAGUGUUUCCCAAAGUGUGAGAUGGAUAUCAGUUGUGGUAUUUGCCCUCAGUAUGGCUAUGUGGAAGGGUGUGCUUGCUGUAUUAUCACCUGUAGGACAGGUGGACCAGGGAGCAUGCUCAUGGAAGUAGAAUACUGGAUGUAUCUACUCCUAAGGGCUCCACGGCCAUAUUGAAGGAGGCAGUAUACAGUGCAGAGAAGGGAAGGCACUUCUAAAGGCUGCUCAGGGAGGCAAGAAAAAAGUGCUAUGGACCAGUCCCUGCAUCACAAAUGACCAAUACUACUUAACAGUUUGCAAGCCGCGUAGGUCGGUGCUGUACAUAUGAUAUUUAAAGCGACUCUGUCGCAAAAUGAUACAAAAGAAAGCAUGAAAAAUAAGUAAUUUUUGUACUUAUAUCUUAUUCUGCCUGUGCUGCAGUUCUCUGCUGUAAUCAAGAGUCACCACCACCUAAAAUUAUCUUCAGCAUCUGGGCAAACUAUGCCGCGCUGGUAUAUCCGAUCUUAAGUGAGGAUGUGUCACCUAAAGUGCACAAUGUAAGUAAAAAUCCAAAAAGAGUAAAUGAGAAAGAGAGACAAAAAGAAAAUAUCACAAAAAAAGUCUAAAGCACAAAACAGAUCCACUUCAGCCGGUGAUCCCUUGGUGUGUUAGAAAAUGAAAGAAUAAACUCCAAGUUCUGUGUAUUGUGAGUUAACACCCCUCUGUUGCUGCAUGCAAGGCUUACCAGAAGCAUUUGACCUCCCGUUACAGAUGGGUCAAAAACAGCCUGAAGAUAGUGUAGUCACAGAUCUCCUAAAACAAAGUAAAUGAACAAGCAAAAGAUCUCUCAGUGUAAUCUCUUUAACCACUUGCCGACCGCCGCACGCAGAUGUACGUCGACGACAUGGCACGGGCAGGCAAAUGGACGUACCUGUACGUCCCUUUAAAUUUGCCACCCUGCGGGCGCGCUCGCCGACCAGUGGUUAAAGCGGGGGUUCACCCUAA
Rana temporaria (common frog) is the source of this 3633-nucleotide messenger RNA. It is a transcript of the gene KCTD3, whose product is annotated as potassium channel tetramerization domain containing 3. The record is from RefSeq and is a predicted model, not a curated record. The coding region runs from base 108 to 2570 and encodes 820 amino acids. Lineage: Eukaryota; Metazoa; Chordata; Amphibia; Anura; Ranidae. The transcript is spliced from 18 exons. Gene Ontology annotation, biological process: protein homooligomerization. Gene Ontology annotation, molecular function: protein binding.